CAAGGCGCGUGCUACGGUGCGCCAUUUGUGUCUAGGAGGAAAAAGCGCGGACGGACUAAACCUUCGCCUAUUUGCGGGAAGGAAGAUACUCGAGUCGUGACAGCAAUCAACUUCACUGCUACGCGGUUCUAGCAGGGUAUGGAUAAUGAUGUGAUCUCAGCUGAGGAGACCGAAGGCAAAGAUGCUGAAAGUGGUGUGAAGGUGCAAACAGGUGAUGAGGAACUGGCGAUGACCAAAACUGAGUUCCCGACUCGGACUGGUCAGCCUGAUAACGUGGAUGAGGAAGCGGCUGAAGUGUCACGAUCGGUCUCCGUUCCUCUGGAUGGAGAACACCUCUGUAACAUCUGUGGCUUUCUAGCCAAAUGUCCCAGGGCGUUGAAGAUUCACUGUGCAAGAAAACACGGGAAGAAUGUGACAAAGAACACAUAUAUGGCAGAGCCACCUGAAGAUGGCAAAAACAUCUCUGAUAUGAUGACUGGUGAGAUUGAACAGAAGCAGCAGUCAGAACCAGAAUCUGGUGGUGAGGAGGUCAGACUGUUAGAAAGUGAUGAUGGGAUUAAUACAAAGGGUACAAAUGAAAGUAACCAAGAGUCGCAUGAGCAGCAGGGAGAUGAAGAUCACAGGAUCCUUUCUCAAGAGAGACGUGUAAGCAAACGAACACCAAAGCCCAAGAUGAUCCACUCCUGCAACUACUGUGGACAAGAGUUUCGAGACAAGGCCCCUCUUGAUGUGCACGUGCAGAGAUACCACACCAGGGACACUCCCUUCACAUUUGAUGCUGAUGAAGACAUGGAUGAAGAAGAGGAACUCAGUGACUCCAGCAUCACUGGCGCUGCUGUCCAAGCACACGUUGCACUCAAAGGCUCCCUCAGCAGGUUCCAGCUCAAAUGUGGGAGUUGUGAUUAUAGAGUCAGCACCCCUGCUUCGCUUGAGAGCCAUACUCGAGUCAAACACCCAGGCUGCGACUGGUACCACUGCAAGUUGUGCCAUUUUUAUUCUGCCACGGCUGAAUGGAUGGACGCUCACCUGGCCUCGGAUAGCCACCAGCAACAUAAUCAACGGGAAAAAAGAUUUGAGAUCUGUAUUGAGAAGGUGCGCAGGGACGGGGUUGGAGAUGGUGCCGCUGUCGACGAUGUGGCUCAGAGCGUUGAUGGAGAAGGAUCACCUUCUUUGACAGAAGGAGACCAGGAAAUUCAAGAGGCAGCUGAAGGAGCUAAAGCUACACUGACCAAGGAGGAUGACAUGGAGCCCCCUCCCAGCAAGCGGAGAGGUCGUCCCAAACAGGAGAACAGUAAAACCUGUCCAUGCUGUGGCCUGGUGAUGUCCAACAUGACCAAUCUCAGCAUUCAUGUGCGCCGCAAACACAGCAAGGAAUACGGCUACAACUGCACGCUCUGCAACUACAGCUGCGUAACCAAAGGUGACAUGGAUCGCCACUGCAUCACCAAGAAACAUGUCAAACGUGCACAAGAGUGUGCAGAUCCGGACCCAGUCAAGACCCAGAAUCACACGGCAGUCCAGGAACUGAACGCAGGCUUUCAGACUGCUGCCAAAGAGCAAGGAUGUGACAACACAGGGUCCCAAGAAAACAGUGCCCACGAGCAGACGCAGCCUGACACAAGCCAGGAAACGGUCAAAUCUGACUCCAUUAAAGCCUGUAGCCAGUGUGACUUUGUAGCUCAGUCAAUGUCUUCGCUCUACCUUCAUGUCAAGAGAAGGCACACCAAUGACUUUGAGUACGCCUGCCUGGCGUGUAGCUACUAUGCUGUAACACGCAGAGAAAUGUCUCGCCAUGCCAACACAGACAAACACAAGCAAAAAAGUCAGAAAUACCUGGAGCAAGUAGGAAGUCAGGAGAAAAGACCUUUGCCGCUCUCCAUGAAAGCGAAGGAAGCCAUUGAUGUGACCAAGGCUAAUCCUGAGCUGUGUAGCCUCACAGAGACAUCUUGUUCCGAAGGCAACCAGUCUACGGAGAGACCACGUCCAGCUGAGCAGUCUGUCUCCUUGCAGGCUGAAGAUGCUGCCGCCGGUGAGGAAGGCCCAGACAUUGUAUAUGUCAUUGAUGGUGCUGAGCAUGAAGAGAGACGACAAGAGCGUGUCGCACCUUCCACUAGUGGUGCAGCUCAACCAGCCAACCAGACCGUUGGACCUGCAGCACUUUCUGAAUCCCAGCAGGCUUGUGUCCCGGCUCAGUCUGGACAGGACGAGCAGUUAUGCUUGAAUGCAGAUGUGGCGAAGGAGGAGGCAACCAUCCCUCAUUCCGAUACACAGAUGUCCAAGGCCCCGCCUUUUGAUGCCUGCAUUGUAUCAAUGAAGGGCCUCGCAGAACAGGAGCAGGUGGUGCAGGAGGAUCUGUUUUUCGCUGGUGAGUCUGGUGUUGUCUGUCUGGCUGAAGGAUCACCAGCGUCCCCCUGCUUCCCAUCCCUCAGUUCCCCCAUUCCAUUAGUGAAGAAGUUUAAUCCCAAAGAGGUGAAGGUGAAAGAGGAGGAGAAGGGGAUUAGCACUCGCAUCCGCUGUGAGGACUGUGGCUUCUUGGCUGACGGCAUCAGUGGCCUCAACGUGCACAUUUCAAUGAAGCACCCGACAAAGGACAAGCACUUUCACUGUCUGCUGUGCGGCAAGUCCUUCUACACCGAGAGUAACCUCCACCAGCACCUGACCAGUGCCGCUCACCUCCGCAACGAGCAGAACAGCGUGGAGGAGCUGCCCGAAGGCGGCGCGAGCUUCAAGUGUGUAAAAUGCACCCGCCGCUUUCAAACGGAGCAGGAGCUGUUUGUUCACAUUAAAGCCAAACACGAAGAGCUCCUCAGGCAGGUCAACAAGUACGUGUUGGAGGACACGGAGCAGAUCAACCGCGAACGCGAGGAAAACAAGGGCUGCGUGUGCAAAUACUGCGGUAAAGUGUGCAAGAACAGCAACUCCAUGUCUUUCCUGGCCCACAUUCGGACACACACAGGUUCCAGACCUUUCAAGUGUAAGAUUUGUGACUUUGCAGCUGCCCAGUUGGGAGACGCCAGGAAUCACGUUAAGAGACACCUCGGCAUGAGGGAGUACAGAUGUGACAUCUGUGGGUGGGAGUUUGUGAUGAAGAAACACCUCAGCACUCAUCUGCUGGGAAAACACGGACUGGGACAACCUAAAGAGAGGAAGUUUGAAUGCACCGUUUGCGAGCGCUCCUUCAGUGAAAAAUGGGCCUUAAACAACCACAUGAAACUGCACAGUGGAGUGAAACCAUACAAGUGCGCCUGGCCGUCCUGCCACUACACCUUCCUCAACUUGUCAGCCAUGAAGGACCACUACAGGACACACACGGGAGAGAAGUCCUACCUGUGUGACCUUUGUGGUUUUGCAGGAGGCACCAAACACGCCCUGACCAAACACCGGCGCCAGCACACAGGAGAGAGACCCUUCAAAUGUAAGCUCUGCAACUUCGCCUCCACCACGCAGUCCCACCUGUCACGGCACAACCGUGUCCACACUGGGGAAAAACCAUACCGCUGCCCCUGGUGCGACUACAGGUCCAACUGUGCUGAGAACAUCCGGAAGCACAUCCUCCACACGGGGAAACACGAGGGCGUUAAGAUGUAUAACUGUCCCAAAUGUGACUUCGCCACCAAUGCUCCCAUGGAGUUCCGCAACCACCUGAAGGAUAAUCACCCUGACAUCGAGAAUCCAGACCUCGCCUACCUACAUGCAGGCAUCGUGUCCAAGUCUUUUGACUGUCGGCUGAAGGGCCAGGGGGCAGCGUUUGUGGAGGUGGAGACUGUGGUUUCACCUGUGCACCGGAAGGGCCCGUCGGAGGUGUUCCACGAGGAUGAACAUAUCCAACAAGUCAUCAUCAUCCAGGGUUACAGUGAAGGGGGCGUGGCCAUUGAUCAGAGCCUGGAGGCAUCUGCGGCUGCCACCCUGCAGACCCUGGCCAUGGCCGGGCAGGUGGCCGAGGUGCUGCACAUCACAGAAGACGGUCAGGUCAUCGCUUCGGGCAGGGAGGUGGCGUCUGCAGGAGCCCACCUGGCUGGCGGCAGCACCCAGUACGUGGUGCUGGAGUCCGGGCAGACCAAGGAGGAGCUGCAGGGCGCCGCGGCAGGAGCAGCCAGACAGAGUCACGUUGUUUCCGAGUCGUCCACCGCUCUGGAUGCUCUGCUCAGCGCCGUCAGCGAAAUGGGACAGCAGGAGCAGCUACAAGGAGAAGCGGCCGUCCAUCACGAGGUCGUGACCUCCGAGGUGGCUGUGCCGGCAGCGGUACAGCAAGAGGUGAAAAAACAGCAGCAGGAGGAGGAGGAGAUGGAGGUCAUCCAGGACGCCGGAGCGGAGGGGAUGCAGGAGGUUCUGCAGCUCGCCGCCUCCCAAAUGAUGAAGGAAGGUCUCACCCAGGUCAUUGUCAACGAGGAGGGCACCCACUACAUUGUGACCGAGCUGGACAACUGCACCUUACAGGUGGAGGGAGGAGUCUACGGAGAGGGCGGGGCUGAGCUGCAGCAGGCGGAGCAGUCGGAUGAAGAACAGAUGGUGGUUUACCUGGACGGAGCCUCUCACAAUGUUGUCCUGGAGGAGUGAAGGAGAAAGAACUUAACCAGACGAUGGAAAUCUGUCGCUUUCUGGCAGGUUUUACAGUAAAAAAAAAAGAAGUUAUUUUUGUCUUCUUUUGUUUAUCUGCAACACUUCGUGUUGAGCGGUUUUGUUUCUGUUUUGACUAAAAGCUAACAUUAACUGAUUACAUGAGCCUUAAAUAUCUUUUGCUUUGCGCCAAGGGCUAGCAUGGUGCGCGGCUGCAGCCUUGCGUGGUUACUUGCUCAGCGGAUUACUCGCAGGUUAUAUAUCUGCUGAUACUUGUUUGUUUUGUUAAUAUUACUUUAAAAUUUAAUUGCAUUUUUCCUGUUACAAAAGA
Messenger RNA from Thalassophryne amazonica, 4888 nucleotides. RefSeq names its product zinc finger protein 407 (gene znf407). Gene Ontology annotation, cellular component: nucleus. NCBI's taxonomy places the organism in Eukaryota, Metazoa, Chordata, Actinopteri, Batrachoidiformes, Batrachoididae. The coding region runs from base 139 to 4557 and encodes 1472 amino acids. Gene Ontology annotation, biological process: regulation of DNA-templated transcription. Gene Ontology annotation, molecular function: zinc ion binding; DNA-binding transcription factor activity, RNA polymerase II-specific; RNA polymerase II cis-regulatory region sequence-specific DNA binding. The transcript is spliced from 10 exons. The record is from RefSeq and is a predicted model, not a curated record.